GCGCAGAGCCAAUGACGCUGCGGAGGCGUGGCCUCGCACCUGCGCAGGUAACAUCACUGCGACACCAGACGCGGAAGUUUUCGAGAGAGACCUCUCGAACUGCGCCAGUCUGGUCCGCGUCGUCUGCUGGUUCUGACCCGCAGAGAUGAGGGUGUUGCUGUCUUUGAUCUGCCUCUUGGUCGCCUGCGAGCCGGGCUGGACGGGUUCCGCUCGGACCUGUCGGUGGAACUCGGACCUGGGGCCGAAACAAGGCCUGAGCCCGCAGAGCCCGGCCCAGGAGCUGCGUUGGUCCAACGAGACCGACCCGGGUCGCUGCCGGGACCUCUGCUGCUCCGCCGACGACUGCGACCUGGCGCUGGUGGCGCCCUCCGGCAGCGGAGCACCUCGGUGCGGUCUGGUCCGGUGCCCGCUCCGCGGCUGCCUGCUGGAGCCCAGCGAGCGGUUCCUGGUUUAUCAGAGACUGAAGAUCGUCCCCUUCUCGAACCCGCCGUCGAGCGAGGUCAACACCACGCACUGUUGGCUGCCGAUGAAGGUGGGUCGCUGCCGCGCCGCCUUCCCGCGGUUCUACUACGAUGUGACGAGUAAGACGUGUCGACGCUUCACUUACGGCGGCUGCGGUGGCAACGGGAACAAUUUCGCGUCGCAGGAGGAGUGUGAGGCGCUGUGCGGGGGCGACACUGGCUCGGAGGCAGCGCGUGCCCAGGCCCCUGGGAGCCCCGCUGCAGUGACUCAGCCUCCGUCCCAGAAGGCUGCGGCCCUCUGCUCCGGGGCCCCAGACGCCGGACCCUGCCGUGCAGCCUUCCCCAUGUUCUACUACGACGGGGCCAGCGGCACCUGCCACUCCUUCAUCUAUGGGGGCUGUCGUGGCAACCUGAAUCGCCACGCCAGCUUGGAGGAGUGUCUGAAUCGCUGCCGUGAGGAAGGCUCUGUCGACAGUCGCGGGCAACUUCGCAACCGCUGGACGGCAGCCUUCUUCCUGCUCCUGACUCUGGCCGGUGUCUCCGCCCUGCUGGUGGCAGCACUCAUCGUCGUCGCAGUCCGCCGCCGCCUCCCCCCUGGCGCGCCGGCCUCCCUCAGUGACAAGGCGGAGCUGCUGCAGGACCCGGACGAGCCGUCGCAGGACUCGCUCGCCGUCCCGCCCGAGGCCUGAGGCCAGCCUUGCGUGUGACGCAGACACCAAUGAAGAACUUGCUUUUAUAUUUAUCUUUUAGAAGGAGGAUGCGCCCGAGCGUGUGAUGAUGUCAUCGCGUAGGAGUUCUCACUUCAGAAGCUGCCUUGUCGCCCCCUGGAGGACCUUGUGGGAUUUUCUCUCCUGUGGUUGUUCUUAGAUGAUUUGUGCUGAAUAAACUUGAAGAAAACCCUUGUGACACUAUUGACUACAGAAUAACGU
Messenger RNA from Synchiropus splendidus (mandarinfish), 1390 nucleotides. It is a transcript of the gene spint2, whose product is annotated as serine peptidase inhibitor, Kunitz type, 2. The record is from RefSeq and is a predicted model, not a curated record. The transcript has 7 exons. NCBI's taxonomy places the organism in Eukaryota, Metazoa, Chordata, Actinopteri, Syngnathiformes, Callionymidae. Gene Ontology annotation, molecular function: serine-type endopeptidase inhibitor activity. The coding region runs from base 146 to 1150 and encodes 334 amino acids.